GAGUUGAAGAAGAAGAAGGGCAUUAAGGAGGAGGUGCAGCUGACCUCCAAACAGAAGGAGCUGAUGAACACCCAGCUGGAGAAGGAGGCGGCCAUACGCAAGAAGCUACUGGGGUUGGAUGCUGAGCUGGAGUCCAGUGUUGGUCUGCUGGAGUCGGUGCUGAUGCAGCGUCCUCCUCAGUUGUCGUGGCAACUGCCCAGCAUCCUCCAGGCUGUGCUGCCCCUGCUGCACUCCCCCCUGGCGGCCCCGCGCCUCGCCAAGCUCAUGCCAACCAUCGGCACCGCACUCAUGCCAACGCAGCUCAACAGCCUGGCGGUGCUGGUGGCCCAUGUGACUCUGCGUCUGCUGGAGCCUGAGUGUGAUCUGGACUCGGCCUGGGAGGAGGAGGACCUGACCACCGCUACACACCGCACCAUACUGCUGCUCUACACACACACCGUACCACAACGAGAGGCCAAGACAGAGUCCCAUGUGCUGUCGGCUCCGGCAUUCUCCUUCUGCUUUCCGCUGCUGCAGGCCGUCCUCUCUCCCGGCCAAUCAGGAGAGGAGGGGGAGGCGGUCAUGUGCCGCGCCCUCCAGGUCAUCCAGCAGCACGCGCAGCUACGCAGCCAAUCAGACGACGCCGAUGAGCUCAUCGAUGAGAAUGGACCAGAGCUCCUGCCCAGGGUUCCGAUGCUGCGGCUUCUCACCAAAGUUAUCGGCACUGCUAUUCCACGCCUACAGGUGCUGGCUGCGGACUGCUUGACUGCGUUGUGUGUGAGUGCGGGCGGUGAGAAGGGCUGUACGCUGGCGGAGCAGGCUGAAGUGGACGUCCUGCUGCAGGCCCUACUGUCACCAUGCUUUCCUGUCAGGGACGCAGCACUACGGGGACUGUGUGAGAUGAAGAUGGCGCUGGCUACUGACAGCAGUGAGCCGGGUGGUCUGAGCGUGCUCCGACGCCUCUGGGUGGCUCGCUACGACGUGGAGGAGGAGGGACGCGCCCUCGCCGACAAGCUGUGGGAGGAUCUGUGUCUGGAGUUGGUUCCGGAACUCUGUGGUCAGCUGAUUGAGGAUGUCACUCAUCACGAGGAGGCGGUCCGCAGUGCGGGGGCGGAGGCUCUGUCCAGCGCUGUCAAUCAAUAUUCUGACCAAUCAGCACCUGUGCUCGCUCAGCUCACCGAACUCUACCAGCAGAAACUAUAUAGACCUCCUCCUGUGUUGGAUGCGUUGGGCCGUGUGAUCUCUGAAGCCCCUCCUGACCAAUGGGAAGCCAGGUGUGGUAUUGCGUUGGCUCUUAAUAAGCUUGCUCAGUACCUGGAUGAGAGUCAGGUGACGCCGCUGUUCCUCUUCUUUGUUCCCGACGCGCUGAACGACAGACACCCCGAGGUGCGGAAAUGCAUGCUGGACGCAGCACUGUCUGCCCUCAACACACACGGCAAGGACAAUGUGAGUUGUCUGCUGCCGGUGUUUGAGGAGUUCCUGAAGGAGGCGCCGCAGGACGCCAGCUACGACUCGGUGCGCCAGAGCGUCGUCAUCCUCAUGGGCUCCCUCGCCAAACAUCUGGACAAGAACGACCCCAAGGUCAAACCCAUCGUCGCCAAGCUCAUCAACGCACUCUCCACACCUUCACAACAGAGAGUGUGUGUGUGGGGUCGUUCUUGUCCAAGUGCCUCACACAAAGUCAAACCCAUCAUCGCCAAACUCAUCAACGCACUCUCCACACCAUCACAACAGGUUCAGGAGUCUGUGGCCAGCUGCCUGCCCCCGCUGGUGCCGGCGAUCCGCGAGGACGCGGGCGGAAUGGUGCGGAAGCUUCUAGAACUCCUACUGGAGAGCGACAAGUACGCCGAGCGCAAGGGUGCCGCCUACGGCCUCGCCGGAUUGGUCAAGGGGCUCGGAAUCCUGUCCCUCAAACAGCAAGACAUCAUGACCACCCUCACCGACGCCAUUCAGGACAAGAAGAACUUCAGGAGGAGAGAGGGGGCUCUGUUUGCCUUUGAGAUGCUGUGUAACAUGCUGGGGAAGCUGUUUGAGCCCUACGUGGUCCACGUGCUGCCUCACCUGCUGCUCUGCUUUGGGGACGGGAACCAGUACGUCAGAGAGGUGAGGAACAACACACACACACACACCUCUAUCUCUCUACUCAUCCCUCCCAUUUAUGUCAUUGAUCGCACGUCUGGCCCGCCCACCCAAAAUGAGCGGGCCGAGUAUUCGUAG
Molecule: messenger RNA, 2196 nt
Organism: Engraulis encrasicolus (European anchovy)
Lineage: Eukaryota; Metazoa; Chordata; Actinopteri; Clupeiformes; Engraulidae
Product: stalled ribosome sensor GCN1-like
Exons: 14
Biological process (GO): cellular response to amino acid starvation; regulation of translation
Cellular component (GO): cytosol
Molecular function (GO): protein kinase regulator activity
Source: RefSeq, a predicted model, not a curated record